This is a messenger RNA of Acanthosepion pharaonis, 2007 nucleotides long. The record is from the annotation of a GenBank genome assembly. Lineage: Eukaryota; Metazoa; Mollusca; Cephalopoda; Sepiida; Sepiidae.
AUGGCAGAGUUACUAUCUAUUCAUGUCCACAUUCCUCCUAACCAGAUGGCCACUAAUGCGAAGGCCAGAGCUGCAGCUAAAAAACUUGAAGCUAAUGGAGGUGCAAUGGCCUUGCAUCCUUUACAAAAUUCUACAGAGAGACAUACAGAAACUAAAGAUACUAGAGGAAGAUUCGCCAAACUUCCUAAAAGAAAAGCCGUUGAUAUAGAGUUUAGGGAUUUAACUUAUUCUGUUAAAGAAGGAAGACACAAAGAUGUGAAAAAUAUCCUAAAAUGUAUUUCUGGGAAAUUCUGCUCUGGAGAACUUACAGCCAUCAUGGGCCCUUCAGGGGCAGGUAAAUCUUCAUUAAUGAACAUUCUGGCUGGUUACAGAACCUCCAACAUAACUGGAGACAUCUUGGUUAAAGACAAGGAACGUAAUCUACGCACAUUCAGAAAAAUGUCUUGCUACAUCAUGCAAGAUGAUCAUCUUCUGCCUCAUCUCAGUGUUGAAGAAUCCAUGAUGUGUUCUGCUAACCUCAAGCUAAAUGAGAAGAUGACUUUGAGUGCAAAACAAAAUCUUGUUGAUGAAAUUCUUGAAACUUUGGGUUUAAUGGAGACCAAGAAAACCCGAACUAGCAAUUUGUCUGGUGGACAGAGAAAGAGGCUCUCCAUAGCACUGGAGCUUGUAAACAAUCCUCCUGUAAUGUUUUUUGAUGAACCCACGAGUGGCUUGGACAGUGCCUCAUGUUACCAGUGCAUUUCUUUGCUAAAGUCUUUAGCUGCUGGAGGCAGAACUGUGGUCUGCACUAUCCACCAGCCUAGUGCCAAGCUCUUUGAAAUGUUUGACCAUCUCUACAUGCUAGGUGAAGGACAAUGUAUUUAUCGUGGAAGUGUCAGCAACCUCUUGCCCUAUUUUGAGAAGCAAGGUGUAACAUGUCCACCUUACCACAAUCCAGCAGAUUUUGCUAUGGAAGUGGCAGUAGGUGAAUAUGGUGUUGAAAAGGUGAAUCAGUUGAUCCUUGCUGUGAAAAAUGGUCGCUGUGUACCACCUUUGCCAUCUCCUGAGGUUGUGGUCAAUGACCAGGAAAAGGCAGCCUUGAUGAGAAGUGAAAAAGAAGCAAUGAUGAAUGGUAAUCACUAUGAUUGGAAUCAAGAAAUGGAAGAAAAGAAAAAACUGAUGUGUAAUGGCUUUACCAAUGGACAUCUCCUAGGACAGACAGAUGCUAUCAAGUCGGCCAUCUCUCCAGUUAUUGUCACCAAACCAGAAGACAAUGAUUAUGAAUGUCAUACAUUUGCAACUAGUUGCUUUACACAAUUCCGGAUUCUAUUCAUUCGAACUUUCAUUACCAUCAUGAGAGAUACUACUUUGACCAGACUGCGCUUGAUUGCUCAUUUGUCUGUUGGUAUCUUAAUUGGUCUGCUUUAUCUGGGUAUUGGCAAUGAGGCCAGCAAGGUUUUUAAUAAUACCAGCUGCCUGUUUUUUUGUAUGCUCUUCCUUAUGUUCACUGCUCUCAUGCCAACAAUUCUCACAUUCCCAAUGGAAUUGUCAGUAUUUGUGAGAGAGCAUCUGAAUUAUUGGUACAGUUUAAAGGCUUACUACCUUGCAAAGACAUUUGCUGACAUGCCCUUUCAGAUAAUUUUUCCACUUGUCUAUGGUAGUAUCGUUUAUUGGAUGACUUCUCAACCAUGUGAUUUUUUGCGCUUUGUCAUGUUCUUAACAUUGGCCACUCAAACAUCUUUGGUUGCCCAAUCUCUUGGCUUGCUCAUUGGAGCAGCAACAUCUCUUCAGGUGGCUGUGUUUUUGGGUCCUGUUAUCUCAAUCCCAAUCCUUCUCUUCAGUGGAUUUUUUGUGAAUUUUGAUACUAUUCCUCCUUACCUACAGUGGCUUUCCUAUGUCUCUUAUAUUAGAUAUUCAUUUGAAGGUGUGCUCCAGGCCAUUUAUGGCUUUGAUCGUGGGGCACUGGACUUUGCAGGUAUUUGCACUUUCCUUUUGCAAUUUUUUUUUCCUCUUUCCUGCAAUACUUGA